Molecule: messenger RNA, 579 nt
Organism: Zymoseptoria tritici IPO323
Lineage: Eukaryota; Fungi; Ascomycota; Dothideomycetes; Mycosphaerellales; Mycosphaerellaceae
Exons: 1
Source: RefSeq, a predicted model, not a curated record
CACCACUAUCGGGCGAUCACGUCGUACUAGACGCACCAAAUCCAGUCGUCGCUUUCAAAGCAAGCAUGCCGAAAGCCUACAGCCACGCGAAAGAUCCCGUCGUCGACGUUGCUACUGAUCCGCCAAUAUCCUCCACUGAGUCCGAAGCAAGCUUUGUUACAGCUACCUUACUUCCAGACAUACGGACCAGCCCGCUACCUCUCCUGCUUUUCGGCCCAUCCACGUCCCUGAUAACUCCAUAUCGUCCUACCUCUAUUACCUCCUCCUCGACCAAGAUUCAGCGGCCAUGGCAGCAUCCCGAAAUGGAGGUCUGGCCGUCGAGCAAGCAUGCUAUACCGGAAACUCGACUCCAUCUCCGGCACCUCCGCGACCAAUCUCUCUCGACGGCUAUGGCAGCAUAGCGCAGACUAGGUAUCCCGAGAUGGAGUUUUAACUGUCAAGAAGUAUUCUAUACCGGAAACUUUACUACAGAAGCACCAACGGGCACCUAUCUUGCCGUCCUACCUCCAUUACCUCCCUCCUCCUCCUCGACUAAUCUACCUCCUCGACCAAUUUCCCUCCGCGGUUAUAGGGCGAUAU